Aspergillus mulundensis is the source of this 951-nucleotide messenger RNA. RefSeq lists its product as uncharacterized. The record is from RefSeq and is a predicted model, not a curated record. Bases 1 to 951 code for a protein of 316 amino acids. Lineage: Eukaryota; Fungi; Ascomycota; Eurotiomycetes; Eurotiales; Aspergillaceae. The transcript has 3 exons.
AUGUCUGCACCUCGGGCUUGGGAGACCCCGGUCACCUUUCGCCCCCGAAAUGUCCACAUAUUCGCUGGCAAUGGCGAUUACUUGGGAGGUCUGUUUCUCAAUAAUCCUCCUCGGAUCACAAAUGCCCGGUUUCAGACGUACUGCGCUCGCUUUAUUGUAUUCGCCCAGGGCUCGCAAUGGCGACUUUACGUAUUGGGAGGCGAUAAUCAAGCCCAGUCCAUGGUACUUAGGAAUUCUAGUGCCAUGCGACGAGGCCGUUAUGUGAUCCUGGGUCCCGAGAGGCAACAGAUACCUGUUACCCUGCGGACAGACCCAGCGCAACGUCGAGUCCCUACCAACCAACCCCCAACAUCUCGUUUACGCGGCAAUCAGAGGCAUUUUCGGCGAGCAGUCCUUGCGCGUGACGGUAGAUGCGCUAUUACAGGUGCUGAAGGUCCUCCGGAAAGACCAAAUCGCGGAUUGGUUGCCGCGCACAUAUACCCAGUUGCUAGGCAGAACGAAUGGGCCAGAAACAAUCUGCAACAAGCGUGGCUCACGGACACCAGCCCGGCACAGAGCAUUUCUCCGAACGGCCUCUUUUCCGCCCAGAACGGUCUUCUAUUGUCAUCGGGCUAUUUACAUGAGUCCUUCGAUUCAUUCGAUGUCGGGAUUGACCCUGACGACAAUUAUCGUGUAGUGGUCUUCAAUACGGACAGAAUGAACCUUGGCGGACGAUCCUUGAAUGCCAGAACUAGACAGGGAAAUGUCAAUCAUCGCGUCAGCGACCAUUGCCUCCGCUGGCACUUCCAGCAGUGUAUCCUUACACACAUGCGCGGGGCCGGGGAACCCAUAUGGGAUCUUUUCGAUGAUGACUAUGAGGACACGAAUGCUAUUAUGGAGCAUGAGGACGCAGCCGAGUUGAUGGAAGCUCAGCUCGCCACCCGUUUGGGUGCAUUUAUUGAAGUCAGCUGA